GGAGCAAGUGACCUUAUAAUCAGAAACACUGUCGAGACACAACGUGUGUGAAGAGUAUUAUAUAAACUGCAAGUUGUUGUGUUUUAAAUACAGGGACAAAGAAUUGCUGAAGGAAAAAAGAAAAAGAAGGGAGAAACUGUUCAAGGAGCAAAAGAAACGUAAGCAACUUCCAGCUGAAGUUCUUGAAGAGCUCAUCGCAGUCCCAGAAAUGAAGGAUCCGGUACCGGACACAACUAGUGGCAUCACAACAGUGCAAGGGGAAGACCAAGAAGCUGAAGAAGACGAUGACAACAUGGAAAACAUUAUAAAACCCAGAAUGAAGGGGAGAUAUGAAGCUAUUCGACUAAAGGAUCAAGGGGAAACUGACCAACGGACAGAGCGGGCCAAAGCUUUUAUCAACAGACGACUCUAUGGUCCAGGAAGAAUGAGAACCAAUGCCAAUGAAUAUUAUUCAUUAGCAAACAAGAGGGAUGCAAACAAAAAAGGUGCCUUGCAGUUUGUCAACAAAUCUUGGGGGAAAAAACAAAAGGAAAAAGCUAGAAAAUUGCGAAAGAAAUGGAUUAAGAAACAUGGUAUAGUGCCGAGCUGAGAACAGUACGGAAGCUACCGCAAACACAGCUUUGAGUGGCCAUGAAUUAUAUGCUGCGUUCUUUAAUGGAAAAUGGUUUGAAUUGAAGGUAUCCCCAAUUGUCCCCUCUGGACAAUAAUGAACAGCGUAUCAGCGCUGGAACAUGGAACAUGAAAAGGAAGUUCUUGCUUUGAUGUCAUUGGUUUAAACACUGAUCCAUGUUCUUUCUCUUUUACAAGAUAAAUUCUUGCUUCUGUAAAAAGGUAUAAAAAAAAAGCUUCAGAUUGUUCAUAGCAUCUAUGAUGUGAUCUCCAUGUAAAUGUCAUGUUCUUAUUACUGGACUUAUUUUCUCUUUGAAAAUGUAUUUGAAGUAAUUUUUAAAACUCCAAACUUUUCAAAAUAAUUGAAGCAGUCAAAACGACCUUAAUCCAGUAGGUCAGACUUCACAAAGGAAUAUAGUAAUAAAUACAUCAUGUUACCACUUCAUUUUUUGUCAUGUUAAAUAUUUAGUAAACAGAAUAUGUUAUGAGAAUCCAUUUCGUAUAUUCUACACAGCUAAGAUCACUUAGGAGUUAACAGGCUAGCUACUUAUCAGCUAUAAUCGUAUUGUUAUUUAAUUUUCUGUUUAUCAAGUUGGUGAUGAAAUGUCCUAGGUAUGAAUAUUUCGGUAGUGGCAGAUGCCAUUUAAUAUUAAUGUUUGGGUAAGUUUCAAACCACUGCUGAGGGACUAGGUCUUUUCUGAUGCAGCUCCUUGAGACAGACCACAUUGGAACUAUGAUAAAGUAUGAGAGAAAUGGGAUUCCAAUGUAACUGAGGCAAGUCAUUGUUAGCCUGAUUUUCAGCCCCACACAUGCAAUGUUGGGUAACAAAAUAAUAAUCCUUGCAUUUGGUAUAGCCCGUUUCCAGGAUUUCCUACAAAGUGGAUUGGCUGUGCAUUUGUAGGCAAAUGUGGCAGCCAAUUUCACACAGCAAUGUCCCACAAACAGCAAUGAAAAGAGUGAGCAGUUUUAUUUGGAGGAUUAUUGUCCAGGACACUGCAAGAAAUGCCCUUUUGUUGAAUUGUACCAUGGACAGGGAAUUUUAAUAUCCAUCUGAACAGUAAGACGGGGACCUUGGUUUAACAUCUCAUCCGAAGUAUGGCACCUCCCAAUGCAAAAUGUAUGUUGAUGUUUCAGGCAAUAUCUUUGUGAAAGGAUAUUCCUGAAACAAUUAUUUUGUGUUUCCAAUGUGUUCAUUUGUGUUUUUUUAGGUUUGCGACUGAAGUUUGUAAUUGCUGGGGGUACUCUGUUCAAAAUAUAAAUGUGUGAGAUGUUUUGGCAUA
Messenger RNA from Callorhinchus milii (elephant shark), 1889 nucleotides. RefSeq names its product nucleolar protein 7 (gene nol7). Gene Ontology annotation, cellular component: nucleus. Bases 209 to 589 code for a protein of 126 amino acids. NCBI's taxonomy places the organism in Eukaryota, Metazoa, Chordata, Chondrichthyes, Chimaeriformes, Callorhinchidae. Gene Ontology annotation, molecular function: RNA binding. The record is from RefSeq and is a predicted model, not a curated record. The transcript has 7 exons.